AUGUACCGGCGCAGCUACGUCUUCCAGACCCGCAAGGAGCAGUAUGAGCGCGCCGAGGAGGCGCCGCGCGCCGCAGAGCCGGACCGCCUGGCGGAGGGCCGGGCGGCCGCGCCGAACCUGGCGGCGCUGCAGGGGCUCGGCGAGCGCGUGGCCGCUCACGUCCAACGGGCCCGGGCGCUCGAGCAGCGCCAUGCCGUCCUCCGGAGGCAGCUGGACGCCUUCCAGCGCCUGGACGAGCUGGCCGGCCCCGAGGAUGCCCUGGCCCGCCACGUCGAGGGCAACCGCCAGCGCGCCCGGGACCUGGCGGCCGAGCGCACCCGGCUGGAGCGCCAGGGCGCAGAGGCGCAGCGCGCGCUCGACGAGUUCCGGAGCAAGUAUGAAAAUGAGUGUGAGUGUCAACUGCUGCUGAAGGAGAUGCUGGAACGACUCAACAAGGAGGCAGAUGAAGCCCUGCUACGUAACCUGCGUCUUCAGAUUGAAGCCCAGUUUCUGCAGGAUGACAUUAGUGCGGCCAAGGACAGGUACAAAAAGAAUCUUCUGGAGAUUCAGACCUAUGUCACCAUCCUGCAGCAGAUCAUCCAGACCACCCCGCAGGCAGCCGCCAUAACGAGUGGGAUGCGGGAGGAGAAGCUCCUGACGGAACGGGAAGCUGCCGCCCUGCAGUGCCAGCUGGAGGACGGCCGGGAGAUGGUCUGCCUCCUGCAGGCCCAGAGAACCGAGCUGCAGGCCCAGACCGCGGCCCUGGAACAAGCCAUCAGAGACGCCCACGAGUGUUAUGAUGAUGAGAUUCAGCUUUACAACGAGCAGAUCGACACCCUGCGGAAGGAGAUUGAAGAGGCAGAGAGGAGCCUGGAGAGAUCAUCCUAUGACUGCCGGCAGCUGGUGGUUGCCCAGCAGACCCUGAGGAAUGAGUUGGACCGGUAUCAUCGCAUCAUCGAGAAUGAAGGCAACAGGCUGAGCUCUGCCUUCAUUGAAACUCCAGUUACCCUGUAUACUGCGAGCCACGGGGCCUCCCUCAGCCCUCGGCACGGUGGGAAAGAUCUCACCAGGGCUGUGCAGGACAUAACUGCAGCGAAACCAAGACUCAAAGGCCUCCCCAAGAACCUUCCAAGGAAGAAGGAGAUGGUAGCAAAAGACAGAGCAGAUGAAAUUCUGGAAGAGACCCCACUGAGAGGUCCAGAGGACACGAAGCCAGGGCGGGUGGUGCUCAAAGAAGAGGGUGAGUCUAAGCUUGAACCGGGAGAUGAAGAAGCAAGUCCCCCGACCCAGGAAGGGGCUCCAGAGGAUGUCCCAGAUGGAGGCAAGAUAAGCAAAGCCUUUGAGAAACUAGGCAAGAUGAUCAAGGAGAAGGUGAAAGGCCCCAAAGAACCCGAGCCCCCUGCCGACUUGUACACCAAAGGGCGGUACGUGAUGGUCUCUGGAGAUGCCAGUUUCAUGGAUCCUGGCUUCUGUGUCUUCUCUGUCCCAGCCAAAGGGGGUGUGGUGGUGUCUAAGGGGGAUGACUCUGUGCCUCCUGACAGUGGUGUGGAACCCUCUCCCCAGCAGCCUGAGCCCCCUCUAGGGGACGGACAGGGGGCCCCCCAGGAGAAAGAAGAUGGUCUGAAGGAGGAAGGGGGGCCCCCUGAAGGGAAAGGAGACGGUGUGAAGGAGGAAGGGGGGCCCCCUGAGGGGAAAGAAGACGGUCAGAAGAAGGAAGGGGAGCCCCCUGAGGGGAAAGGAGACGAUCUGAAGGAGGAAGGGGGGCCCCAGCAGGGGAAAGAAGAUGAACGCCCCCCCACCCCGCACCCUGCAGACAAAGGGGAUGAGAAAAAUGCCAAAGAACUGAAGGGCCUCCAGGGGAAACAGGAUGACCAGAAGGAGGAGGAGGGGGCCAGAGGGCCCUGUCCCAUGGUGGUGCCUGGUCCAGAGGGGCCGUCUACACCUCGGUCUCAAGGGCCUCAGGUCACUCUGGGUGGGUCUGAGGGGCAUGGGGCUCGGAGCGGCAGCUGGCCGGCGAGAAGCCCUCCCAGGAAGCUGGCCUACGAGAAGGUGGAGGUGAUGGAAUCCAUAGAGAAGUUUUCCACUGAGAGCAUCCAGACAUAUGAAGAGACUGCUGUCAUUGUGGAGACCACGAUUGAAAAGACGAAGGCAAACAAGAAGAAACUGGGAGAGAAGGGAUCCUCCAGUGCUUGA
Molecule: messenger RNA, 2172 nt
Organism: Budorcas taxicolor (takin)
Lineage: Eukaryota; Metazoa; Chordata; Mammalia; Artiodactyla; Bovidae
Gene: BFSP1
Product: beaded filament structural protein 1
Exons: 8
Coding region: 1-2172 (723 amino acids)
Biological process (GO): lens fiber cell development
Cellular component (GO): intermediate filament; cytoplasm
Molecular function (GO): structural constituent of eye lens
Source: RefSeq, a predicted model, not a curated record